This is a messenger RNA of Aspergillus puulaauensis, 1488 nucleotides long. RefSeq names its product sugar porter family MFS transporter. The transcript is spliced from 8 exons. Lineage: Eukaryota; Fungi; Ascomycota; Eurotiomycetes; Eurotiales; Aspergillaceae. The record is from RefSeq and is a predicted model, not a curated record. Gene Ontology annotation, molecular function: carbohydrate:proton symporter activity. Bases 1 to 1488 code for a protein of 495 amino acids. Gene Ontology annotation, biological process: transmembrane transport; carbohydrate transport. Gene Ontology annotation, cellular component: membrane.
AUGGCAGCAAACCAUCUGAACAUCAACGCCUACACCUGGGCCUGCGGUCUUUUUGCGGCGGUUGGCUCCCUAUUAUAUGGUAUUGACUCGGGCAUUGUAUCGACGGUCAUCGCCCAGCCAGAGUUUCUGGACUAUUUUGCACCAUUCACGCCAAGUAUCAAAGGAGCCGUCGUGAGCACGUUUGGAGCAGGCACUGUCUUCGGCGUGUUCUUCGCAGGCUGGAGUGCGGAUGCCCUGGGCCGAAAGAAGACCAUCGCGAUCGGAGCGGUGAUCGCGCUGAUUGCUGGAAUAAUUCAGGCCGCCACCGUCCACGUUGGCAUGCUGAUCGCCGGGCGGAUCGUGGGCGGGUUUGCUGUUGGCAUCAUGAACAUGACGAUUCCAAUCUACAACUCGGAGAUCGCUCCGUCACAUAAACGCGGUCUGAUUGCGGGUCUGCAUGCGCAGUUUGUGGGGUUUGGAUUUGCUCUUGCAAAUUGGGUAGGGUUUGGGUGCUCGUAUGCAACGGGCGAGUUCCAAUGGCGGUUUCCCCUUGCAUUCCAAUGUCUUCCGGGCCUGGUGAUUCUCGUGGGUAUUUUCUGGCUGCCAUAUUCGCCCCGCUGGCUGCUCGAACAAGAUCGCGACGAUGAGGCCCUUGCAGUCAUCAAACGCCUCCAUGGGCAAAACCCUGCAGACGAUUCGUCCGUCCGAGCAGAGUUCUAUCAGAUACGAGAGCAAUUGCAUUUCGAAAAGACCCAGUACGUUGCUGGGUGGGCGGACCUCUUCAACCGGUCCAGCAACCGCAAGCGUCUGGUCCUCGCUGUUCUUGUUCAGGCUUUCACGCAGCUAUCGGGAAUCAAUGUAAUAAACUACUAUCAGACAGACCUUUACAAGGGACUGGGAAUGGAAGGGCACAAUGUCACAUUGCUCGCGGGUAUCUAUGGCCUGGUCGGACCACUGGCCAACUUGGUCUGUCUGUAUUAUGUUGACACCUGGGGCCGCAAGAAGACCCUUUGGAUUACGGGCAUAGCGAUGUCGCUUGACAUGGCGCUCGUCAUGGGUCUCUCAGGCGGGUUCGUGGAUAGUGACAACAUGGUUGCCAAAGGGUUCACCAUUGCGUUCAUAUUCUGCUUCACGAUGAUAUACUCCCUCGGAUACAACUCGAUUCACUACAUUUAUGUCCCUGAAAUCAUGUCGAUGGCCAUCCGGGCAAAGGGCUCGUCCAUUUCGGUCGUCUGCAACGUCCUCAUCAACAUCAUCUUUAAUCAGGUGUCGCCAGUUGCGUUUGACAACGUCGGGUAUAGAUACUAUGCACUGUUUGUAUGUACGAAUAUUGUAGGGGCGAUCACGGUGUUCGGCUACUUCCCGGAGACCAAGGGCAAGACGCUGGAGGAGAUCGGCAAGAUCUUUGGGGACGAUGUGGUGGUGACUGAUCUCCAGCAAGUGCGAGAGAAGAUUGAGGCUAGUGAAGCAGUUGAGAGAGUGGAGGAGCAAGUGGAGGAGCGAAAGUGA